GGGACCAUAAGCUAACCAGAAGUGUUCGCCUGAAGAUGUCUGACAGCGCAGAGUCUCCAACGGAACCGCUGAAAGAAGAGUCACGGCCACCGGCAGACGAGCAGGCGAAUAAUGAAGAGAAGAAAAAGAUUGAUGUUCUGUUGAAGGCAGUGGGAGACACUCCUAUAAUGAAAACAAAGAAGUGGUCAGUAGAAAGGAGCAGGACGGUUCAGGCCCUGGCUCAGUUCAUCUCUCGUUUCCUCAAGCUUGAUGCCAAUGAACAACUGUUCAUCUAUGUUAACCAGGCUUUUGCGCCGUCACCGGAUCAAGAAGUAGGACUCUUAUUUGAUUGUUUUGGCAGUGAUGGAAAGCUGGUCCUACAUUACUGUAAAUCUCAAGCCUGGGGUUAAACGCCUUUUUAUAUGACAAUAUUUUCUUACCUUUGCUUCAUUUUUUUUUCCUGCCAGCGUUUAUGUACAUACAUAUUGUAAAUAAAUUAUUCUAACCGUGUAAA
Solea solea (common sole) is the source of this 493-nucleotide messenger RNA. It is a transcript of the gene atg12, whose product is annotated as ATG12 autophagy related 12 homolog (S. cerevisiae). Bases 36 to 389 code for a protein of 117 amino acids. The transcript is spliced from 4 exons. Gene Ontology annotation, cellular component: cytoplasm; phagophore assembly site membrane; Atg12-Atg5-Atg16 complex. The record is from RefSeq and is a predicted model, not a curated record. Gene Ontology annotation, biological process: C-terminal protein lipidation; nucleophagy; autophagosome assembly. Lineage: Eukaryota; Metazoa; Chordata; Actinopteri; Pleuronectiformes; Soleidae.